AGAUGACCUUUCGGUCAGUGCAUCCAAAACGGUGCAAGAAUCUUGUCUGAUGAGAUAUUUUAUUGAAGAGCUCUCUCCUUUGUUUGACCAUUGUGACGAGCGUAGGAAUUUUCAAUUAGAGGUGCCGCGCCGUGCUCACCACUGUCCAACUCUUCGAAAUGCGAUCUCUGCAGUGGCUGCACACCAUUUAGGCCGUCUUCUGUAG
Messenger RNA from Penicillium verhagenii, 205 nucleotides. RefSeq lists its product as uncharacterized. The coding region runs from base 50 to 205 and encodes 51 amino acids. The transcript has 2 exons. Lineage: Eukaryota; Fungi; Ascomycota; Eurotiomycetes; Eurotiales; Aspergillaceae. The record is from RefSeq and is a predicted model, not a curated record.